Molecule: messenger RNA, 13771 nt
Organism: Cladocopium goreaui
Lineage: Eukaryota; Dinophyceae; Suessiales; Symbiodiniaceae
Source: the annotation of a GenBank genome assembly
AGCGAUGGAGCAUCUGUCCCAGGAUGCAGUCCGCACCUUCUUCUCCCUGCGGCUGGCGCAGCUCGAAGGCUUCGACAGCUCCGAUCUCACGGAGCCGGAGAUCAUGGAGGCCGCGGCGUGGUUAGAGGAACCCGAGGCCAGAUCCAUGUUCGCUUGGAUCGAGCAAAAAGAAGAUACGAAGCGCAUCGUACAGGCCACACUUUCCAGGACUGCUGCGUCAGAGAGCCGCACGGAAGAUCGCUUGCCAGCGCCAAUCAGAACAGGAGCUGUGAAGGAGUUUUGCUACUUCUUCAAGAGGGAAGAUGAUCAGCCGAUCACUUCGUCGAACCUCAAUGAGCAAGUCCUGUUCGGAUGCUCUCGAGGUCCCCUAUUGGAUUCGCUUCUCAGCCAGAUGAAUAACAUCUACGUGCCUGUCGCUUUGGCCGAUCAUGGUUGGCCAGACAAUGUGCGAAAGGAGUUCACCUCCCAAGUUCAGAACUUCAUGCUCACCGUGACUGCCAUGACUCAUCAAGGGAAAGGCAGCACUGUUUUGUACAUCCCUCAGGACAACUUUGCCAACCUUGAAGCUGCCUCAAAGGACAAAGAUAUUGUGCAACGUUUGAAAGUUGCGUUGAUCCAUUGGCACAGGCAGAUCAAGGAAGUAACGACGCAACAGGAUUCAGCCAAUGAGGGCGAAAACAACGGCCCACUGGAUGAAAUUGAGUUCUGGAACGCCCGUGACAAGAAUCUGUCGCGGCUGCAUGAACAGUUGCAGAGCAAAAAACUCCAAGAGAUUCUGACAGUCCUGGAACAUGCGAAGUCCGGUUGGCUGAAGAAGUUUCGAGCUUUGGAGGAAGACAUCAAGAAUGGAUCAAUCGAAGCCAAGGAGAAUCUGCGAUUCUUGAACUUUUUGAAAGAGCCUUGCGAAAAACUGGCUGAAGCCACGCCACCAGAGAUACCUGCUAUCCUGCCAGAGCUCUUGAACUAUGUACGUAUGAUUUGGUCACUAUCAACGCACUAUCAGAAAGAGGACCGCAUCUCCGGGCUGCUUCGCAAGAUGAGUAACGAGAUCAUUAAGCGAUGUCAAGCUACCAUCGAUUUGUCCGACAUUUUCGCUGGGAAAGUAGAGACCUCUAUGGUGAAACUGCAGCAAUGCAUCGACUGUGGUCGAGAGUGGAAGCGAGCAUAUCAAAAGACGGUACGGCUCCUUUCAAAAAACACGGAUCGACCAUGGACCUUUCCUGAAGGUAGCAUCUUUCUCCAGAUCGAUGCCUUUGUGCAGCGCUGCUGCGAUCUGCUGGAGGUUUGUCAAGGCCUUCAGCAGUUCGCCUGUCGCUUCCGCGGCCAAGCGAUGCCAGCCUUCGGCGGGACCAAAGCAGGUGAGAUCAGCAACUCUCUGAAUGAGAUUGAGGAGAACUUCUUGAAAAAUCUUCAGCGAUUGCAGCCGCCGUAUGUGGACUAUGAUAUUCUCGAUGUGCGCGCUCCAAAAUGGCCAGAUCAUUUUGGUGCAUUUAAGAAUCAGAUGAGGGAUUUGGAGGCUGAAAGCAGCUCAGUCAUCAACAGUGCUUUUGAGGGUGUUGGAACUGUACAGACAGCAUGUCAAGUGCUCGACAGCUUCUAUCAACUUGCACAAAGAGAGCGCGUCAAAGCAUUUGUCGAGAAGAAGGGUGAAACCCUGUACAACAUCUUCUUGAACGAGCUGAACCACAACAUCAAAAAAGAGUUUGAUCAGUUCAGGAAGUUACCAACGUUGCCCAUCAUCCAAGGGCACCCACAAUUUGCUGGACCUGCUCUGGCUGUGCGUGGUUUGAUGUUGCGAAUUCAGCAGCAAAUGGCAGAACUUGAUCAGCUUUGUUACUUAGAGCCCUGCAGAGAACAAGAAGGCUGCAGAGACAUUUUCAACACAUUGCACGGAAACAUGGAGACCUUCGUGCUCACGACGUUCCAAGACUGGGUGCAGGAACUCAAGAGUAUGGAUGACCAGAAUUUGUCAAAGCGCCUCCAGGUGAAUUUGCUGGUGAAGCCCGAGGAGACCAUCAGCAGUAAGUUCAAGGGUGGUCUGUUGGAGUGCAACUUCGACAAGGAACUCUUGAAGAUGUUCCAGGAGGUCUAUUACUGGGAGAAGAUCCAGGGUAGCGGCAUAGUGGUCCCCUAUGCCGCCCACGAGCUGGCCGGGCACCGUGACAAGCUGCGGGUGCUCCGCGAACACGUGCUGCGAGUGGUGCGGGACUACAAUCAGAUCAUGUCUGCCUUGUUACCCGAGGAACGGCGCCUGUUCAACCAUCUCAUCCGCACCUUGGACCGGAAGAUUGGACCUGGCCUGACCAAGUUUAAUUGGACUUCUGACGGCAUCAAGGAGUUCUUUGUUCGAGAUAGCUGCAAAGAGUGUGCCAAAGUCUAUGAGUGGGUGAAGCAGUUCAAGAGGAACAACACAGAGAUUCUUGGGGUGUGCAAGAAGCUAUCAGAGCUGCACAUGAUCAAGAUCGAGAAGAAGACUGUGCACCGUGAUGAUGAGUUCCGAGAUGUACAGGAGCGCAGGCGGGAAGAAGUCAAGGCUGAGUUCAACAAGUCGCUCUGCAAAAUCACGGAACUUAUGCUGGGUUCCUACAGCUUCUUCGAAAGCCAUCCGCCUGACAUCCAGCGAGAGUGGAAGAGCUAUGUCGACAAGGAGGACAAGAGCAUCAAGGAGGCCUUGAGGAAGGCUGUGAAGACGAGUUUACAGGAUCUGUGCAAAGCUUUGAACGGUGAUACCAAAACAGAGCCAUCUCCACUCUUCAAGAUUCAGGCUGUUUUGGAUGAUGUGAAAAUGGACUUCAAACCACCGAUGUCCCAGCUGAAAGACUUGUUGCAGAUGAUUUGUCGUGAUAUGACUAUGACUCUCUCGGUUGUCCCAAGGUUGGCCGAGCACCUCUAUACCGUCAAGACAGAGAGGGAUAAGAAGAAGAAGGAGCAGCUGGAGGAGGCCGGAGAUCUCGCAGGUGCUAAUGCAAUCCCAUCACCAGGUGAUCCGCCCAAGAAGAAGAAAGGCUUCUUCGAGGAAAUCUCCAAAGAUGAGGACUGCUGUAUCAAGUACGUCAAGGAGGUGCUGAGAGGCUUCAACCAUUGUUCCAUGAAGCUCGGAGAGCGCAUGAAGUUCUGGAACAGCUCCUAUCAGCCGAUUGUCUCCCAGGACAAGGACACCUUCAUCAGACGUUACAAGAAGACCGAACGAUCCCUGACGAUUGUGGGGCAAGACAUCCAACGUUACAAGGACGUGCAGUCCGACAUCCAGCAGGAGGAUCCCAAGGUUGUGAUCGAUUUCAUCGAGACGGAUUUUCAACCCCUCAAGAACGCCUUGGUGGAUCACUGUCAGAAAUGGCAGAAGAAACUGACGGAUCUCCUGAAUGAGAAUGCUCGAACAGAGAUGAAUCGACUCCUUGAAUAUUUCGAUUCCAACACGAAGACCUUCCAUUCGGAGAUCAAGGAUAUGGAUGAGCUGAAAGCCAGGAUUGCUUUGCUUGACCAGUGCCGAAAAGAUGAUGAAGAAAUGGAGAACAAGAUCAAGCCUAUUGAAGACAAGUAUGCAAAGCUCCAAGAAUUUGAGGUGAUGCCGUCAGAUGAAGAGCUCCAGAGGAAGGCCCAGAUGCGACCGCAGAUGGAGACCUUCCGGGAGACCUUGGUGGAAGCAGAGAUGCGAAUCAGCAAAUCGAAGAAACAAAUGAAGGCAGGUCUGGAGCAAGAUCUCGGAAGCUUUGGUCAGAGCAUCCGGGAUGUCAAGACAGACUUCGGACGUCAUGCUCCAUACAAGAGCGACAAUCUCACCCCAGAGUCGGCCAAUGCCAUGCUUCAGAACUACCGCAAUCAGAUUGAAGCCAAGCGGAAACUGGAAGCCGAGUUCCGUCCGAAGCAAGAGCUCUUUGGUAUUGAGCCUGCCAACUACAAGGAACUCGAGUGGGUGGAGCAGGAGAUUGAGAAGCUGACGAUGGUCUGGGACAUCAGAGAUGGUUGGAACAAAGAAUGGGACAAGCUACGCUCUGGAAGCUUCCAGUCCUUGAAUACGGAUGAUAUGGACGAGCUCGCCAUGCAAUUCCUUGGCAAACUGCGCAAGGUCAUUGGAAAGGACAAGAACGUGCAGAACUGGCAAGUCUAUCAAGAUCUGAAGUCUGACUUGGAGACCUUCCGCAACAUGAUGCCAGUGAUUACACAUCUACGAUCCGAUGCCAUGCGCGCGCGUCACAUUGAAGCAAUUGUAAAGGAAGUCAAGGAAACCUUCAAUCCGAAAGAUGCUGGCUUCACGCUGCAACGAGUCAUGGAUUUGGGCCUUCAAAACCAUGCCGACCUCAUUGCGCGCCUUUGCGAUGAUGCCAAGAAGGAGGCGAAGAUUGAGAAUGGCUUGGAAGAUAUUGCCAGGAUUUGGUCCACGAUGACCAUCGAUGUUGUGGAGCACAAGGGCGAUGCCUUCAAAGUCCGUAGCACCGAGGAGCUCUACCAGGCACUUGACGAGAACAUCCAAGCGCUGUCGUCCUACAAGAGUUCGCCCUUCUACCUGCCCUUUGCUCCGAAGGUGGAGUACUGGGAAAAAACCUUAGCCCACAUCUCGGAAGUUACUGAGUCUAUCCAGUCGGUUCAAAAGUCAUGGAUGUAUUUGGAGAACGUCUUCCGGGGCUCGGAAGAUAUUCGGCCUCACCUUCCAGAUGAGUCGAUCAUGUUCGAUGACGUGAAUGAAGGUUUCAUCAACAUGAUGAGGAAAGUCUACCAAGAGCCAUUGGCAACAAAGGCUUGCUCCCAGCCGAAGAUGUUGGAGAACCUGCAAUCCUUCGAAGCCUCAUUGGAGAACAUUCAGAAGAAGCUCAAUGAUUACCUGGAGAAAAAGCGUCAGUUCUUCCCGCGCUUUUACUUCAUCUCCAAUGACGACCUGCUUGAGAUCUUGGGCCAGGCGCGUGAUCCUGAACAAGUUCAGAAGCACAUCAAGAAAUGCUUCGAAGGUGUCAAGUCACUGGAGCUGCAGCCCCCUGCGCAAAACCGUCGAUGGGAGGCCGUAGGUCUCAAUGCACCAGAUGGAGAGAGGGAGAAAUUGGUGACACCGGUGAAGCUUGAAGGACCCGUUGAGGUGUGGCUCGGUUUAGUGGAGAAGAAGAUGUUCGAAUCCUUGAAGGCGCACCUCGUGAAGUGCCACAACAUGAACAUCAACCCCAAGGCCAUGAAGAAAGAGAAAUGGGUCAAAGAAUUCCUGGGCCAAUUGUUGAUCACCUCUGGGCAGAUUGCUUGGACCACCGACUGUGCUGCAGCACUGACCAAAGUGGAAAAGGGCCAGAAAAAUGCCCUCAGGAUGUUGAAGCGAACCCAGAGCAAGUACAUCAGCAAGCUAUGUGAGAUGAUCCGAAAGCCUCUCACAAAGAUUGAACGCAACAAGCUCGUGGCGCUAAUCACCAUUGAGGUUCAUGCACGAGAUGUGCAAGAUCGCAUGAUUAACCUCAAAACAGAGUCGCCCAGCAACUUCAACUGGACCUCGCAGUUGCGCUUUGAACUGCGAGAAAGUCAGGAGGAACCGGUUGGUGGCCAGCCUCCGGUGCAGACCUGUGUGGUUCUGCAGACCAACACCACAGCACCAUACGGCUAUGAAUACCAGGGCAACAACGGACGUUUGGUGGUUACACCGAUGACAGAUCGCUGCUACAUGACGCUCACCACGGCCAUGCACUUGAAACGUGGUGGUGCACCUGCCGGACCUGCUGGCACAGGCAAGACCGAGUCAGUAAAAGAUUUGGGCAAAGGCAUGGCUAUGUAUGUGAUCGUCUUCAACUGUUCGGAUGGCCUCGACUAUAAAUCCCUGGGGCGCAUGUUCUCAGGACUUGCACAGUGCGGCUGCUGGGGAUGCUUCGAUGAGUUCAACCGCAUUGAUGUUUCGGUCUUGUCUGUGGUGGCAGUGCAGAUCAUGACCAUUCAAGCUGCUUUGAAAGAAGAGAAAGACAAGUUUCUCUUCGAGGACAUCCUAAUCAGCUUGAAGAGGACUUGUGCCGUCUUCAUCACCAUGAACCCGGGCUACGCGGGGCGCUCGGAGCUUCCCGACAAUCUGAAAGCGCUCUUCCGGCCGGUGGCCAUGAUGGUUCCGGACCUGGCCAUGAUCAUGGAAAUCAUGCUUGUCUCCGAAGGCUUCAAAGACUUCAAAAUGUUGGCAAAGAAGAAGUUCACUCUGUAUCAGAUGAUGUUGCAGCAGAUGUCCAAGCAGCAUCACUACGACUUCGGUUUGCGAAACAUCAAGUCGGUGCUAGGCUGUGCGGGAGCAUUGAAGCGAAAGGAGCCAGAUAUGCCGGAGCAGAUCCUCCUCAUGCGUGCGAUCAACGACAUGAACGCUCCGAAGUGGGUGUCCCAAGAUGUGCCCCUGUAUCAAGCGCUCCUGAGCGACAUCUUCCCAGGAGUUGAGCUUCCUGUGCUAGACUACGGCAAGUUGGAAGAGGUGAUCAAUCAAGUCUUGGAAGAGAUGGGCUGUCAAAAGGUCAAGCACUCUGUGGCAAAGUGCAUCAGCAUCUAUGAGACGAAGAUUACCCGCCACGGCAACAUGUUGGUGGGUGGUACUCUUGGAGGAAAGAGCGUUUGCUGGAAAACUCUGGCCAAGGCCAAAUGCAUUUUGAAGUCCAUGGGGCAGGAGGGUAUGGAGAAGGUGGUCUUUGACAUUAUCAACCCAAAAUCCAUCACGAUGAACGAGCUCUAUGGUGCAUAUGAUGCUGCGACCAUGAUGGAGUGGACCGAUGGGGUGCUGUCUUCCAUCAUGCGGCGGAUGUGCCAGGACGAAAAGCCGGAUGAAAAGUGGCUGGUGUUGGACGGGCCGGUGGAUACUCUGUGGAUUGAAUCCAUGAAUACCGUCCUGGAUGACAACAAGGUCUUAACCCUGAUCAACGGAGACCGCAUCAGCAUGCCGCCCAUGGUGCGGCUACUUUUUGAGGUGGCGGACCUAGCACAAGCCUCUCCAGCAACCGUCUCACGAGCUGGAAUGGUGUAUUUUGAUCCACCAGACCUUGGAUGGGAGCCGUACUUCAAGUCAUGGGUCGAGAAGUUUAUCCCGCAGAACCGGCAGCAAGAUGUCUUGAAUCUAUCGGAGAAGUGGAUUCCCAAGUGCUUGAAGAUUCGCAAGACAUGCGCGGAGCUCGCUCCAAUCGUGGAUACCAAUGCUGUGAUGUCUCUCACUCGCCUCUAUGAGACCUUCGCGCCCAAGAUUGACAUCGAAGCUUUUGGUGAGAAAGCACUGGAAGCCCUCGACAAGUUGUUCGCCUUCUCUCUGAUUUGGUCGUUGGGAUCAUCCAUCACAGAGGCAUCCCGACCUACCUUCGACCAAUGUGUGCGAGAGGUUGAGAACUACUUCCCUGCUUCUCAAUCAAUCUAUGACUAUGCCUUCAACUUUGAGAAGGCAGACUUUGCCCCAUGGGAUGAAAAGCUGCCCAACCCCUUCAAGCCUGGAGAAGGCAUGCCUUUCCACAAGAUUGUGGUGCCGACGACAGACACCAUCAGAAACAUGUUCAUUUUGAAGCAGCUCAAUGCCAAGCACUUCCAUAGUCUUUUGGUGGGCUGCACUGGCACUGGCAAGACCAUCGCAGUUCAGGAGGCGAUUCAGGGCCUUGAAGAUUCUGCGUGGACAUCUUUGACCAUCAACAUGUCUGCUAUGACCUCUUCAGGCAAGACGCAAGAAAUCAUUGAGAGCAAGAUCGAAAAGCGCAUCAAAAACAAGUUUGGUCCCGCUGGCAACAAGCGAAUGCUGAUGUUUGUGGAUGACCUGAACAUGCCUAGGAAGGACUUGUUUGGCUCGCAGCCUCCUCUGGAACUGCUGCGUCAGUGGAUCGACUAUGGCUGCUGGUAUGAUCGGCAGAAGCAAACCCUGAGGUAUGUAGAGGGCAUUCACAUGGUCUCUGCGAUGGGUCCACCUGGUGGUGGCCGUGCAGUGAUUUCGGCGCGCUUGCAGAGUGCUGCCAAUAAUCUUUGCUUCGUCAAUCCUGCUGACAGCCAGAUCAAGCGCAUUUUUAUGACUUUGGCAAGCAACAAGCUCAACGGCUUCAGUAACGAAGAUGUAAAAGCUCUUUCUGAGCCUUUGACCAUGACCACCAUCAACAUCUAUACCCAAGUGAUCGACGGAUUUCUGCCGACGCCAGAGAAGUGCCACUACCUCUUCAACUUGCGGGACAUUGCCAAAAUUUUCCAAGGGAUAUAUCUGGCAGACACCAAGGUGCAUGAGCAAAAGGAGCAGAUUGUGCGCAUGUGGUACCACGAAUGCUGUCGCGUCUUUAUGGAUCGCCUCAUCAACCACGAGGACCGGGAGAAGUUCCGCAACCUCCUAGAUGCUGCCAUGGACAACGGCCUGCAGGUGAGACAGAAAGAGAUCGACGGCGGAGAUCCCGACUUUGUGUUCGCGGCCUUGGAUCUCAGCAACCCAGAAGCCGAAGAUGCGGUCUACGACUACAUGCACGAUCGCACCAGUGAUUCAGGUCUGAAGAAGUUCAUGGAGAGCAGGAACGAGGACUACAAUGCAAUGUUCAAGAAGUCUCCAAUGUCCCUGGUCAUGUUCAAGGAGGCUGUGGAGAUCUGCUGCAAGGUCUUGCGAAUCCUGAAGCAGCCACAAGGAAAUGCUCUUCUCAUCGGUGUGGGUGGUUCUGGACGACAUUGUCAGACGAGAUUGGCUUCUUUCAUUGCAUUUUACAAGUGCUUCUCGAUCGAGAUCACCAAGCAGUACAAGCAUAAUGCCUUCUUGGAAGACUUGAAGAAGCUCUAUGAGCUUACUGGUGUGAAGAAUCAGAAGUUGACUUUCUUGUUCUCAGACACUGAGAUUGUGGAGGAGAGUUUCUUGGAGGAUGUCGCGAACAUGCUCAGUUCGGGUGAGGUGCCAAACCUCUUCACAGGUGAUGAAUUGCAAGCGAUCCGAGCCAAUUUGGAGAAAGCUGGCAAGGAAGCCAAGAUUGCGCCGACUCCAGAAGCUAUGUAUGACUUCUUCAUCUCACGGGUGCGCGAAAACCUUCACAUUGUGUUCUGCAUGUCCUACAUCGGAAACAACUUCCGCGACUACUGCCGAAUGUACCCCUCGCUGGUGAGCUGUACCACGGCCAUUUGGUUGCUGCCCUGGCCUGCCGAAGCCUUGACCGAAGUGGCCCUGAAGUUCCUCACGGAAGGCGAACUUGAAGAGUCUCUCCGCCCACCGGUGGCUGAAAUUUUUGGUUCUGCACACACCACCGUCAUGCGAUUCUCCACGCGCAUUUACCAGGAGCAGAAACGCAUGAACUAUGUAACGCCGACCAACUAUCUGGAACUCGUGCAGGGCUACAUGAAGAUGUUGAAGGACAAGCAGAAGGAGCUUGGGGCUGCGGCAGACAAGCUGCGGAACGGCUUGUCGAAGCUGGAUGAUGCCCGCGUGCAAGUUGCUGAGAUGAGUAUAGACUUAGAAGAGAAACAGAAGAUUUGUGACGUAAAGGCCAAAGAGUGUGAGGAGCUCCUGAAGGUCAUUACAGCCGAAAGAUCCAAAGCAGAUGCGCAGCAAGCGCAGGUCGAGGCGGAUUCGAUUCGCAUCGAAAAAGAAGCCAAGGAGACAAAGAUUUUGGCAGAUGAUGCCACACGCGAUUUGGAGAAGGCCAUGCCUGCAUUGGAUGCAGCUGUCGAUGCUUUGGAAAAGUUGGACAAGAAAUCCAUCGCGGAGGUGAAAGCUUAUGCAAAGCCACCAGAGGCGGUAAUGAAGACCAUGUGUGCCGUGAUGACCGUCAUGGAGAAGACACCUUCAUGGGGGCAGGCCAAGACUGAGCUGAACGAUACCAACUUCCUUGUCAGGAUUAAGAACUUUGACAAGGACAAUAUCAAGGACACCACCCUCCGGAAGAUUGAGAAAUUUACAAAAGACUCCAACUUCACGCCAAAGUUGGUGUCAAACGUCUCUUUGGCGGCUGGUGCAUUGUGUCAAUGGGUUCAUGCGAUGAAGAUCUAUGCAGAGAUCUAUCGAGAAGUGGAACCCAAAAGGAACAAGCUUCGCCAAGCUCAAGAGAAGCUGGAGUCGAAGCAGAAGCAAUUGCGAGAAGCAAAUGCUGAACUCAAGAAGGUUCAGGACCUUGUGAAGAACCUGAACGACCAAUUCAACUCAUCCAACAAUGAGAAGGAAACACUGGCCCGAACGGCUGAAGAGCUCAAAGUGAAGUUGGAGCGCGCAGGCAAACUGGUGGACGGCCUUGCUGGUGAGAAAGUCCGCUGGACAGAGUCAUUGAGCAAGUUCGAUACACAGCAAGAGAACUUGUUCGGUGAUUGUCUCGUCUCGGCAGCGUUCAUGAGCUAUGCGGGACCCUUUGGCGCAGCCUAUCGCAAUGAACUGGUCAUCGACGAAUGGAUGGCAAGUGUCAAGGAGAAGGAAGUGCCUUUCACCAGCAGCUACACCUUCAGCAGCUUCCUAGCCAAGGCUACAGAGGUUCGAGAAUGGAACCUGCAGAAGUUGCCUGCGGAUGACUUUAGCACAGAGAAUGGUGUGCUGGUGACCAAGAGUCGGCGCUUUCCGCUGAUGAUUGACCCCCAGAACCAGGCCAAUGCCUGGGUUCGAAAGAUGGAGGAAACCCGGCAGCUGCGGGUCUUCGACCCCAACUCCAAGGACAUCAUGAAGUCGCUGGAGCGUGCCAUUGAAUUCGGAUCUCCCGUCAUGCUAGAGAAUGUGGGCGAAGAGCUAGACCCUUCCCUCGAGCCCAUUUUGGCGAAGAACAUCAUCGACAACGGUGGAGGAACGUUGUCACUGAAGGUGGGCGACAACGUUUUGGACUACAACCCCCAGUUCAUGUUCUACAUCACGACCAAGCUCUCCAAUCCGCACUAUACACCUGAGGUGUCAACCAAAACGACCAUCGCUACUCGAAAAUUCGUCAACUUCAUCGUGGUCUUGGAUGGUUUGACGAAUCAGCUGCUAGGUGUCAUCGUUCGCAGCGAAGAUCAACGCUUGGAGGAAGACAAGAAUCGCUUGCUCUUCCAGGUUGCUAAGGGUCGAAAUCGCUUGGUCGAGCUGGAGAAUGAAAUUCUUCGACUGUUGGCCGAGACCAAGGGCUCACUUCUGGAUGAUCUCAGCCUUAUCGACACCCUCCAGGAGUCGAAGGUCAUUAGUCUACAGACCACUGAGCAGGUCGCCCAUGCAGAGCAGAACAUGAUCAAAAUCGAUGGGCAGCGAGAGAACUAUCGACCUGCUGGUUUGCGAUCUGCAGUCCUCUAUUUUGUUCUCAAUGACUUGGUGGCAAUUGACCCUAUGUACCAGUUUGCGCUGGCUGCUUACGAAUUCCUCUACAUACAGAGUAUUGAGAAGAGCGCAGAGAAGAAAAUUUCAGUCGGAGGCGUUGAAGAGCGAAUUGAAGACCUGAACGCUUUCCAUGCCUUAGCAGUGUACAAAUACGGAUGCCGAGCUAUCUUCGAGCGCCACAAACUUCUGCUAUCGCUACACCUUUGCGCGCAAGUUCUGAAGUAUUCGAACGACCUCAACGAGACGGAGUUUUCGUUCUUCCUCUUUGGUGGACAGGUUUUUGACCGGAGUGGUCAGCCAGCCAACCCCUCACCGGACUGGAUCAAUCAGUCCAUGUGGGACAGCAUCGUGGAGGCUGACGCCAAGUUGGAAUCCUUCAAAGGUUUCCAGACUUCCCUGGAGCAGUCCUUGCGGGAUUGGAAGAAAUGGUACAGCGGAUCGGAACCCGAAAAAGACAACUUGCCCGGAGAGUGGCAUGAGCGCUUGGACCCGCUGCAGAAACUCAUUGUGGUCCGGUGCAUCAGACCCGAUCGCGUUCUGCCGGCUGUACAGGUCUUUGUGGCUUUGAAGUUGGACCAAAAGUUCGUGGAGCCGCCACCUCUGGAUUUGGAGGCGAUUUAUGAUGAGACUUCCUGCUACACACCGCUCUUGUUUGUUCUGACGCCUGGCAUGGACCCCACAGGCCAGUUACGGGCCUUGGCGAUUUCGAGGAACGUUCCCUGGCAGACCAUUUCUCUAGGCCAAGGACAAGAGCCGAAAGCGGAGAAGAUGAUGACAGAUGGUGCUGAGAAAGGCUUCUGGGUCCUUUUGGCCAACUGUCAUCUAUGCGUCCAUUGGCUUCCAAGUCUGGAAAAGCUCAUUGAGAGGACCUUCGACCAAAAUCCCCACGAGAAGUUCCGCAUUUUCCUCUCGUCCUCCCCAACUCCCAAGUUCCCCAUUCAAUUGCUGCAGAACUGCAUCAAGAUGACAACUGAGCCACCAAAAGGUCUCAAGGCAAAUCUGGUUCGCUUGCUCCAGAACACCUCCGAGGAGUCCUACAAUCGCGUGAAGGAGGUUCAGAAGUAUCGGCGCUUGUUCUUCUCCCUGUGUUGGUUCCAUGCAAUUCUGUUGGAGCGGAAGAAGUUCAAGAUGUUGGGAUGGAAUAUCGGCUACGACUUCAACGAUUCCGACUUCGACAUUUGCGAGAACAUUUUGGCCAUGUACUUGGAUGAGAACCCAACGGAAAUUCCCUGGGACGCCAUUCGCUACCUCAUUGCGGAGGCCAACUAUGGAGGUCGGGUGACUGAACACCCAGACAAUCGAGUGUUGAGGUCCUAUGUGACCGAGUUCUUCUGCACAGCAGCGCUGCAACCCAAGUUCCAAUUCUCAUCUCUGACGACAUACUACAUCCCCGAGGACGGCAGCCUCCAGAGCUAUCGUCAGUAUGUGCAGGGACUGCCACUGAGCGAGCCGCCGGAGGCCUUUGGGCAACACACCAACGCGGAGAUUUCAUCGUCUUUGGCGGACACUGAUGUUUUGAUGCAGACCAUGAUUGAAGUCCGUGGCGGAGGCGGGGCAGCAGCUGGGGGUGAUAUUGGUGAAACGGUCUUUGCCACCAGCAACACCUUGUUGGAGAAGUUGCCGGAAAACUUGGACUGGGAAGAAGUACGAGACCGAAACGAAGCGGAUUCCUCGCCCUUGAAGGUGUGCUUACUCCAGGAGAUCGAGAGGUACAACAUGCUUUUGUCUAGCGUGCGCUCUUCGAUCAAGACUCUGCAAAAGGGCAUACAAGGUCUUGUGGUGAUCAGCAAGGAGCAAGAGGCUGUGCUCAAUUCGCUCUAUGCAGGGUCAGUACCAACUUCCUGGCUGUUUGCCUAUCCCAGCUUGAAGCCGCUGAGUAGCUGGAUGCCAGAUUUGGGCGACCGCAUUGAGCAGCUGAACACCUGGGGCUUUGUAGGAGUGCCAAAGGUUCUCUGGUUGGGCGGCUUGACUUACCCGACCAGCUUGCUGACGGCUGUGUUGCAACAGUCUGCCCGGAAGAACAUGGUUUCGGUCGACACCCUUUCCUUUGACUUUGUGGUUCAGAACCAGGAUGAGUCGCAGAUCACAUCGCUUCCAAAGGAGGGCGCUUAUAUCAAGAGCAUGAUUCUGGAAGGAGCUAAGUGGGACAUGAAUGCAGGCUGCCUUGCAGAUGCAGACACUAUGGCGCUCUUUAACCCAAUGCCCAUCGUACAUUUUAAGCCAGUCGUCCGCAAGAAGGCGUCCACUGAGGGCAUUUACCAGUGCCCUCUGUAUCUCUACCCAAUCAGGACGGGAACUCGAGAGCGACCAUCCUUUAUGAUCUGGGUGGAUUUGAAGGCUGGGCACUUCUCGGCAGACCAAUGGACCAAACGCGGAACGGCCUUGCUGCUUUCGGUAGCAACCUGAGAAGCCCGAGAGACAAUUGAAUUCAGUGCAAUGAUCAAGUUCGUUGCGUUGCCUUCUUCUAGAUGGAAGGCUUUCAAGGUUAAGGAUCUUAAACGUGGAACAGCUGGCAGUUUGGGCUGAUCGCUGUGAUCGCUGUGAUCGCUGAACUCUGACAGAAACAGCAGCAACCAGCCG